This is a messenger RNA of Ramularia collo-cygni, 636 nucleotides long. RefSeq names its product related to TSR2-Twenty S rRNA accumulation protein. The transcript has a single exon. Gene Ontology annotation, biological process: maturation of SSU-rRNA from tricistronic rRNA transcript (SSU-rRNA, 5.8S rRNA, LSU-rRNA). The coding region runs from base 1 to 636 and encodes 211 amino acids. Gene Ontology annotation, cellular component: nucleus. The record is from RefSeq and is a predicted model, not a curated record. Lineage: Eukaryota; Fungi; Ascomycota; Dothideomycetes; Mycosphaerellales; Mycosphaerellaceae.
AUGGCAGCUACACAACAAGCUGCUGGCUCCGGCCCUACACCGACACCCACGACGACCGGACAAGUUACGCCCGAACAACUGCAAACGGCCUUUGAUAACAGCGUCUGGUAUCUGCUCUCGUUAUGGCACCCACUGCAUGUUGCGGUCACAAACGGAUGGGGUGGACCCACCUCUGAAGACAAGCGCGACUGGUUCGCAGGACACGUCUCGGAGCMCAUGUCCACCCUUCCUUCAGAUCCCGCUCAGCUUUCCUCCACAGACGCCGAGGAUCUAGAGUGCAUUCUACUGCAAAUUAUGCAGGACGAAUUUGACUGCAAUGUCGAGGACGAGAGUGAAGUCGCAGUGGCGCGAGACAUCUUUGUUGUGAGAAAGCGGAUGCUGGAGGAGAGGAGUUUAGAUGCGGCGCGGGGUGUGGAGGAGCGAUGGAGAAUUCGGGGAAUGAUGWAGGGCAGUGUGGCUGUUCGCGAGAUUGAGCCCGAAGAAGGCGAUGAAGAUGCGGAAGAGUGGGACGGCCUUGAUGAAGAUCAAGAGAUGCGUGAAGCACCGCAGCUCGUUCCUGCACAGCCGAAGGAGAAGGCUCAGCCUGAAGUCGACGACGAUGGCUUCACCAAGGUCAUAGGCAAAAAAAAGAGGUGA